AAUAUUAAUGAGUCAACCUCACCAUAGUAGGAAGCGGUUUGAUAAUACGCGUCCCUGUAACCAAAGCUGUUAAAGUACUCGCUAGAGUGCGCGGAAUCGCAGUAAACAUUGGACAGAGCUGCUUUUCCGUAUGUUAAACCUACUUAUGACACUUUUACGACACAUAGCAAUACUUUAAAAGUCAUUUAAGCACUUCUCUCAGGUUACCUGGACGCGCAGCUGAGAUCCUCAGCGAUGGUCGAGGUGUUUUCAGGAAGAACACUCGUGAAUAAAGAGGGGGAUCUGGUGGAUCCAGAGGAAGCUCUCCGGAAUAAAGUGGUUGGCCUGUAUUUCUCCGCUGGAUGGUGUCCACCUUGCCGAGACUUCACUCCGCUGUUGUGUGAUUUCUACACGGAGCUGGUGGAGGAGACCGAGCCACCUGCACAGUUUGAGAUCGUGUUUCUAUCCUCUGAUAAAUCCACUGAAGACAUGGUGGAGUAUUAUCAUGACAUGCACGGGGACUGGCUGGCUCUGCCCUGGACGGAUCCAUUUAAACAUGAACUCAAGAAGAGAUACAACAUCACAGCCCUACCAAAGCUGGUCAUCGUGAAGGAGAACGGUCAGGUGAUCACAGACAAAGGCCGAAAGCAGAUCCGAGACCAGGGUCUGGCGUGCUUCCGGAGCUGGCUCGAGGUGGCCGAGAUCUUCCAGAACUUUAAAGCCUAAGAAUCACGUGGAGGUGUUUCCCGAAUUACACUGAAUUCCCAAGGGCUUUAUCCGAAACAUUUACCUGCAGAAAAGAGCCAGAACUUUUACAUGCAACCGUGUACAAGAGAUCUUUUUCAGGUCAACAACCCACACGACUAGCUAAAACUUCCAUUCGGGCUACUUUACCGAAGUUGGCAACACUUUACAAUAAGGUUCCAUUAAUAGUUACGUAGGGAUACUUAAUUUUUGGCAUGUUUUAGCUUACC
Messenger RNA from Pimephales promelas (fathead minnow), 953 nucleotides. The record is from RefSeq and is a predicted model, not a curated record. NCBI's taxonomy places the organism in Eukaryota, Metazoa, Chordata, Actinopteri, Cypriniformes, Leuciscidae.